Trichomonas vaginalis G3 is the source of this 1104-nucleotide messenger RNA. RefSeq names its product phosphoprotein phosphatase protein. Gene Ontology annotation, cellular component: nucleus; cytoplasm. Bases 1 to 1104 code for a protein of 367 amino acids. Lineage: Eukaryota; Parabasalia; Trichomonadida; Trichomonadidae. The transcript has a single exon. The record is from RefSeq and is a predicted model, not a curated record. Gene Ontology annotation, molecular function: protein serine/threonine phosphatase activity.
AUGAGACCUGUGAUUAUAAGACAACCCCCACCAGCUGGAGACUCCAUCAAGAAGUCAAUGUCAAACAUUAUCUUCAUGGAACUCAAGAAAAUCCUUGUUCAAUGGAAAAACGGACCUUCACAGAUCGGAAGAAUGUAUCCCUUGCCAGUAUUUGAUGAACAUGAUAUCGUUCAACUCUGCAGCGAAGUCAAAGACAUUCUUCGCAUCCAGCCUGCAGUAAUUCAAAGAAAACCAGGAGUUAUCAUUGUUGGUGAUUUGCAUGGAAACUUUUUGAAUUUUCUUCAGAUAUUUGCCAUUCAUGGGCUUCCUCCAAAUCAAAACUACAUCUUUUUAGGCAACUACAUUAACUACGGCGAGUUUUCCCUCGAAGUUGUUAUUUAUCUUUUCUCUUUAUAUUAUCUAUUUCCAUCGAACAUCUCACUUUUGAGAGGGUCAACAGAAUUCUAUCCAUCUAAGGGCCCUAGAUCAUUAUCUUCCAAUAUUGAUACAACCUAUGGUCCAAAUUCUAUAUUGAAAUCAGUAUUUUUAGAAACAUUUACUUAUUUACCUAUUGCUUGCUUAAUUGGAAACAGUGUUCUUUGCUCUAGAUCAAGUUUAGUUUCAAGAUAUUCGAAUUUACAAGAGAUCUUUCAUGAAACACUUCCCAUUCCAUGUGUUGUAGACCAAAGCCAUCUAUUUUUGAGUGGUCUUGCUAACGUUAUUCCUUCAGAAGAAGUCCUUGAAGAAUUCUUAGCGACAAACAAUCUCAAUUUCCUUAUUUUUGGUGGCAAAAACGCUGGCGAUGGCGUUGAAAAUAUGCUUGAUGACAGAUGUUACGCUCUUGCUUCAGAUGCUCACAUGGGCUACUGCGGAAUCAUAAAUUUGGUUGGAAACCAACCGCCGUUUGCCAUAAUAUUUACACCAGAUUCAGAUUUGCUACGAGAAAACGCUCAGAUGCUGAGAGUUCGACCAAUGUCAAAUCAAAAAGUCCGACCAACGAUUUGUUCGAUUGUUCCUGAUAGGAAACAGCCUCUUCCUGCUGCACAAAUCAAGAGAAACGUGAGCAGAUUACCAAGUCUUUCACCACAACCUCUUAAUCUCGAACCAAAGAGGAUAAUGAUAUAA